This is a messenger RNA of Anopheles funestus (African malaria mosquito), 12649 nucleotides long. RefSeq lists its product as uncharacterized. The record is from RefSeq and is a predicted model, not a curated record. The transcript has 8 exons. Lineage: Eukaryota; Metazoa; Arthropoda; Insecta; Diptera; Culicidae. Bases 2476 to 5589 code for a protein of 1037 amino acids. Gene Ontology annotation, molecular function: 3',5'-cyclic-AMP phosphodiesterase activity.
UGUCCAGCAACAAACAGCAGCCAGCGUAGUGUGUUUGCGUGGAAACGUCAAACGCGUUUCGGGUUUUUGCCAUUCUUUGGACCGUGCUGUGUGCGUGCGUGUCGCUCUGUACGUGUGUGUGUGUGUGCUUGUGCUUGUAUGUUGUGUCCUCCUUCCUCUUCACGUGUACGAAUGAGAUGCGUUUUGCGUGCAUGUGGGGUUUUGCGGAAGCAAAUGGUGCGCGGCGGAUGCCGCAAAGUGAGGAAGAAUGUGAAACAAAACAAAAACAAAGUGAAAAUAAAACAACACCCAGUCCAACACACAGGCCUGUCAUCGGUAAAACACGAAACAAAACUGUGGAAAAACAACUAAAAAAAUGCGUCGUCCACCCCCUGCAAUAUUAUGUGUCGGUGGGGAUAGUUUUUGGUAGUAAUGUGUAAAAGGGAGGAUUGGCGAUUUUUUUUAGUUGUGUUUUUUGGUUACGUUUUCGAAGUGAGCAGAGAAGAGUCACAUCUCCCGGUUUUGCCCAUCUUUCGCAGUGACCGCGUUUCCGACGCCGAGGAAGUGUCUCGUGUCAAAAGUCGGGUCUCAGGUCGCGUGAUAGUAGGCCGGAGGGCCGCCUUUUGGGGAGCUCAAAUAACCUAUCAAAUUCACAUAUUAGCACGCGUUCGCCGACACUAUCGUACAGUUCGUCGCAGUGGGCUGUUGUGAUAAAGCACACAGCAGUUCUUCCAAACGAUUCCAUGCUACUUGUCGUUGAAUUCCAGCCCCCAUCGUUGUGUGCUCCGUAGAGUGGGUGAGAGUUUGAUUGAAGAAAUAUCUCCCUUCGGUGCCAAGUCGUUAAUAUCCAGUGGAGGAAGAAGCCAGUCGUUCCAAGAUAUCAGCCGCGACAUUAAGCCCCCCCGGGUUGCCUUUUGGGAAAAGAAGGAAAAGCUUUCAUAAAACAACACCCCUGGUUUUGAUGUGGUGUGUGGAGCAAACGAAAAAAAAAAACGCCAAACAACCAAACAAGCGUGGAGAUGAGUACUUAAGCUUUAAAAAUGUGUUGGUGGCCUUCACAGCACUCUCUGGCCGCGGUGGUUAUAAUCGAUUUACCGUCGAGAGGAUCGCUUAAUUUUCUGCGUGAUCUCGGAGCUUAAAGCGUGUGACAAAACGGGGCUGGGAAUGGGAACGUCCAUAAUGUCAAAGGAAAAAAGGAAAAAAUCGGUGCUACUUUUAGUUUUGCUUCAUCCCAUCGCUGCAGGUGCUUGCGUGAAAUGAAAGCAUAAUCGGCAUAAAAUUAGUGUUCACCAAAAAAGGUGUUGAAAGGAUGAAAAAUGCAGUGUAAAAUAAUAUAAACCGGUUUGUAAUUGUUACUGUGCAGAAAAAAAAAUUAGCCAAACCCUUAUCGCACAAAAUUGUAGUAAAAAAGGGAAAGAAAAGAAAGAAAAAAAAACACCGAAUCGUGAAGUGAAAGUGUUUUAAAUGAUAAUCCAGUGCAAGUGUGCGUGUGUGCGCAGUGAGUUUACUUCAUUUCGUAUCCAAUACAAGCACCCGUGUCAAUGGUGGCGAUUUGCAUAAGUGUGUAAAUUGUGUUCUCCUACUGCCCUGUUUGGUCAACCGCUCGUCUCGCGCACCAAGUGUAAAGCCAGUGGCUCGCAAGCGAAUUCGUUAUGGUUGCGUGAAGAAAAGGGCAUCCCGCAUCUGCAUCUGUUGCGGAACAGGUGUAACACGGAAAAAUUAACACGUGUCCGCGGAAGUGGUGUAAAACUGUAAAGAGUUGUUACCAAAAAAAAAAAUAGGAGCAUUUUUUGUUGUUGGUGUCGCGUUGCUCGAAUUUGCUGUUGCAUGCGAGCAUUGUUUUGAAGCGUAAUUUAUUAUGCUUGUACAAAGUGGCAAAAGUGUGUGCGUGGAAAAAAAAUGAAACAAAUGUUCUUUCCCGAUAAACGUCCACAAGGCGUUUAAAGACAAAACCUACAAUCAGCGUUAAAUGCACUUCCAUUUUAUGUGCAAAAGUUUUCCGCUGGAAAAAUGAUCUAAAAUCAUUUUCAACCAUGAACGAACCGCAUCUUGUGCGCUGCUAAACAUACGCCAAAAAAAACGCAUGCUGUAAAAAGCGUUCUCACCACGAAUGGUGUGUUUUUGCUUUGGUUCGAAAUUAGCUGUCUGUAUCGAAGUGCUUCUAGUAUCAUAAGCAUUACACACCGAGACGUGUAGGUGUGUAUGUGUGUGUGUGUGCGGUGAGUGAGUGGCCACGCACAGGGUUUAGCAAAAGCAGUCAAGGUGGCCGCGUCGAAGAGAUCCCGAGGGACCUCGGCGUCCGAAGGUCGCCUUGCGCCGACUACCACGACGACGACGACGACGACGGAAAGCAUUGGAACCGGCGGUGGGUAUACCACUGCAACUACGAACACCACCACCGUUGCCACUUCCUCAUCCGGCGGUGGAGCUACCGUUGAUCCUUCCUCCGCCAGCCUACAGUCCUCGAGUUCGCGCCAAGGAUCGGUCGAUGGCGUGAUGCAACGAUGUGGCCUCUGCUCCAUCAUCUCGAGCCUGCUGAGGCGUGCCAUGUGCGUAGGUUCACGGCGUGGUAGCGGAGAAUCCUACUACCAGGAGCUAGCGGAAACAAAUGUACGUCAAUGUGUUAAAUACAAUAAAUCUUCAACCAUCGCGGACGUCGCCACGGUGGAAACGACGGACAGCUCGAGCUACAAACGACUGAUAUCAACCACAUCUAGCAACGCACCAGCAGCUGCAGCUACGACGACGAUCGUGGCGCUAACUACGCCCACCGCAACAACCCCAACCGUAAUGUUAAUGCAUGGAGACGACGACGACGACGAAGGUGCACUGAACGGCCCACGUGCAGCAGCCGCCGCCACGACCACCAACCUGCGAAGAAUCUCCGAUCAAGAUCGACCCCUGUUCGAGGCCCUGAUGGCAGAGGAGCGAGGCGAACUACCCAGGCGGCGGCACGCCUGUACCGGACGUUUCCUAACCAUGCACAAGCGCCGCAGAAAGAAGCUGCUGACGCGCAGUCUCGCCCUCGAUCAAGCCAUCCUGGACGAUGUGCUUCACGGGCAGGUGCAGUGUAUACUCGAUCGCGUGCACCACUGGCGCUUCAACGCGUUCACACUCGAGACGGUGACUGGUGGACGCUCACUGCCGGUUCUAUGUGUUCAUCUGUUCCACUGGUACGGGCUGCUAGACCACUUCAACCUAGACGUAGUUAGAGUAUGGAAAUUGUUUAGCUUAAUCGAGGAAGGCUACCACAGCACGAACCCGUACCACAACUCGAUACACGCGACCGACGUAACGCAAGCGAUGCACUGCUUCCUGCAGGAAAAGCGCAUACUGGAGAAUCUGAGCCCGCUCGAGAUCAUGGCGUCACUGAUCGGUGCGGUAACGCACGAUCUCGACCAUCCGGGCGUCAAUCAACCGUUCCUGAUAGCGACCUCCAACCAUCUGGCGGCACUGUACGAGAACACCUCCGUGCUGGAGAACCACCAUUGGCGUUCGGCGAUCGGGUGUUUGCUCGAGAGCGGUGUCGCCGAACAGGUGCAGGACAUCCGGCCCGAGCUGGAGAAACAGAUCAGCUCUCUAAUACUGGCGACGGACAUUACGCGGCAGCAGGAGUUUAUCGGCCGGUUCCGCGACUACCUGAGCCGGGAUGCGCUGGAUAUGCGCGACACCACCCACCGUCACUUCAUACUGCAGAUAUCGCUCAAGUGUGCCGACAUAUCGAACCCGUGCCGCCCGUGGGACAUUAGCAAGAAGUGGAGCAUGAAGGUGUGCGAAGAGUUCUUCCGGCAAGGCGAUUACGAGCGGCAGUUAAACCUGCCAGUAACGUCACUGUGCGAUCGGCAGUCGACGACCGUACCGAAGAUACAGACCGGGUUCUUUAAGUUCGUGGUCACACCGCUGAUGGACGAGUGGCAUCGGUUCCUGCGCACGGACCUAUCACACUCGAUGAUGCACCAUCUGAAGUACAAUCAGACACAGUGGGAGAGUAAGCUGCAGGCGGAGAUUAACGAGGAGACGCGCACGGAAAUCUCGGAUGCGGAGUUACUGGACGAGGAGGACAUCGAGGGUGGCGAUGAUGAUGGUGUUGUGUGCGGUGAGGAUGAGGCAGACGAUUCGCAUCAUCUUGCCGAUCUGUCCGACAGCUCGGAGGUGCUGCUACCGUUUGCGAUGGCAAAGCUUGGACGAAGAAGUUCGCUCCAGGUAGCGUCCGCAAAUCAUGGCUUUGCUGGAAGGGUGCGCAAUGAGCGACGUCUUUCCGUGCCGGCAACGCACUGCAUCCCGAAGAUCAUUCUGCCAGCAAAGGAAUCAUCGAGCGGUGGACGAUCUUGCGGCGGUUCCGGCGGUGGCGGUGAGUUCACCCUGCAGCCACCGGAAUCGAUCCAGGAGAGUGACGAACACCGGUUCGACGCUGACUCACUGUCAAUCUUCUCCUCGGAUAGUGAUAGUUUACAUCGUGGAGCGCGUGGUUCGUCCACUGGCAGCACCGCGGAUCGUGAACGACCGCUUAGUGCGGAGAACCUGCUGCCGGAUUGCAGUAUCGCCUCCAUGACGGACGGUGCUUGCGGUGAUCGGCUCAAUCUCGUGCUGCACGGUGCAGUGAGUGUGGGCAACACGGCCAAUCUGCUUACCGUGGGCACCUCGAAGCAUCUGAUCCGCCAGCAAACGUUCCCACCGUUGCAGCCGUACGUCCGGACGCGCUACAUGUCGUCACAGGCCGAACUCGGUGCCUGCCCGGAAGCAUUGCUCGAAUCGCACUCGUCCAGCUCGAACAGCAGCUCAACGAACGCACCGGCCGCUUUAUCAAACGUCGAAUCUCGCGGUCGUGUACUCGCGACCAGAAAGGAUAGCAUCAAGCGGGAGCAACAAUCGGACGGUGCGGGCUCAUCCCAGGCGGAUGGUGCCGGCAAGAUUAAGGUACCGAAGUUGUCACUCGGCCAGAAGGAAAACCUCGACCCAUCGAUGCUGAAGCGAACUCUUAGCAGGCGGCGUGGAUCUGCCCCGGUAACUGUGGCGCUACCCACGAAAACGAGCGCACCAACGGACUCUUCCGGAAGCGGAGUUGGGACAGGUGUCGGAAUUGUCGGCGAGAUCGGCAAAUCGUUCAUCAUCAAAACUUGCGAUCUAAUGCGCCGUGGCUCGAUGCCCGUCGACGCUCUCAUGCACUCUAAAGAUCUUCCAUCAUCCCAAAGUACGGCUGGAGGUAGUGUAAAUGCAGGUGGCGUUCCUUCCAACACCGCUCAGCUUCCCAACAGCCUUGUCGCACCGCCGUACGCCGGUAUGCAACGACGUGGCUCAGUACCCUGUGAAAGUACGAACAAUGUGGCCCUCCGGAGCAGCUUUAGUAUCAAGCGGCGCAGCACGAAAAAGGCAAUCCGACGGCGAUCGUCCGGUGGUGCAGAAAUUCUCAGCCCCAUUCUGUCCGAGGAUGCGGCAGGUGGCAGCAACGGUGCUGGAUCUUCCUCGUCCUCCUCUAAUGCGUGGUACCGGAUCAAGCGGGAUUCGGGUCACCGGCGAAACGGCGACAACGAGAGUCUUCUAUCCCGGCGUCGAGGUUCCCUGCCGGUCGAGGUCCUCGCGAUCGGUUACUCCGGCACGCUGCGUCACUAGAAACAGAACAGAAGACAUGCGUUUUAGUUGCUACAUACAUUCACUGUCGUACGCAUUCCAUCAUUCCAUCCUUUUACCGUAUCGAAGGCAGUAACCACAGUAAACCAACGGGGUGAACGAGAGCAAACUGGAAACGGUGCGAGUCGUCGCCAAAACUGAAAUGGAAACAAAAUAUCAUUUUCCGACAGUGAAAACCUUUAGCCGAUUAAUGGAGAAGAUAACCCAUUUUUGCUCAUUCCUACCACCGAUGCUUCCCGCCUAUAUCGAAUAGUGUGUGUGUGUGUGUCUGUGUUUAAACGGAACUGAACAGCUACACUAGCAAUAGUAGCAGAAGCAAAACGAAAGCACACGGCAAAUGUAUGGAUUUAGGAGAGAAAAAAAACACGAAAUAUGUAAAACAUUAUACCAUAAGACGCAAGAACUGAUCAAGUUGCAGAAAAAAAAACAAAAAACAAAAUUAAAAACCGCUAGCGGUGUAUGUAUGUGUAUGUUCGUAUCGUUAGGAAACGAAUUCGAGAGAGAAAAAAAGAAACAAAGGUAAACAAAACCAACAACCAACAUAGAACAUCCCUUCCAUUCACUAAAUUAGUGGUGAAAAACAGUGUACAAGGAAGGGAGGAUGAAACAAGGAAAUCAAACUAAAGAAAUGUCGAAAAAAACACACAUAAAACAUGAUCGGAAACAUGAACGUGUCAAGGUAAUGUGGUAAGCAUAUUUAAUUAACUAAAGAAGAACAAAACACACACACACGAAAAUAAAACAAACAAACAAACAAUCGUUGCUAAGUGUGCAUUGGUGUUGUAGAAUGUAGCAAAUAGUAAAGCGGAGUAUAGGCGAAAUAAAAUAAAAGCAAACAAAAAAAAACCCCGGUUAACGAUAGGCAAAAUAUGAAUAUUAUACCCCACAAAAAAUUUAGUUAGAAAACGGUGCUUAAAAAAGAUGCAAAACAAAAACCGCGCACUACAGCCAAACAUGGGCGUGUAGGUUUUUGGGGCGUAAGAGCGAAAAAGGGGGAAGAAACACGGAAAAGGGAAACGAUGAUCCGGGUUUUUAUCAUAAACCACACCAGGCCAGGAACGGAGGAACAAAUCCCACUACUACUGGAGAGCUUAUGUACACACAUCCUUAGAUACAAUCCUUCACACGAUCGUUUUGUCAAAACGCCAAAGGUGUAUAGCGCACACAGCUACUAGAACAAUGUCAUCCCCAACAUUACACACUUCAUUCGCUAAUUUCAUUCACCGAAGAAGGCGCAGAAUAAGCUGGGUGGGCGAUCGUCCAUCUUUGAACGGCCAUUUGCACCAGGACGAUCGCAACAUUUUCUACUGUACUAUCAUUCUCUAGUAUAUAUGAUCCCAUUACUAUCAUCAUAAUGCAUGUUCGUCCCUGUUUAUUUUUUAUAAUAAGGAGCUGGUAUUCCUCGAAUGUAAGAGAGUGUGUGUCGUUGUUGUUGUUUUUUUUUGUAAUUAAAAAAACACUAUAAACUUUCUCCCCUUGCAUUGCCGUUGCACUCAGAAACGCGCAAGUAAAGUAUAUUUCAUUUCUUUCUCCUUCUCAUAGUGAGUGUACGCGUCAUGUGGAAAAAAUCGUAAAGAAAACAAAAAAAAAGUAUUGAAAGGAACAGCGUGCGUUUGAUUGUUGCGAUCGCUAGAGCUAGAAGUCGAAGGGAAGAAAAAUAAAAACAUAAAACAAAACUUGAAAGCUGGCUGGUUCCAGCCCAAGAAGAACAGUGGUAGUAUUAGUAAGAAAGGGAAAGCGUGCACAUUCAAACAGAAAGCUCUUCCAACCAAACAAAACAUUUGCAAAACGAACGGUAAUCGACAUGAACAAUGUAGCGUGUAUGUAGGACAGACAGUUAUACAUAGCACAACAGAUAAUAGCAAGAUGGAGUAAACAAAAAAAGGAAAACAGAAAAUUUCAACUAAAACAUGAAACUUUUCCACAAGAACUGGCAAAUUCAACUUCCAAUCUUAAGUGUAAUCCGGUUUGAAGAAAGUAGCGUGCAAAACAGUAGCAAAAAAAAUUAUUAGCAACAGAAAACUAAUUCGAAUGUUUAGCAAAAAGCGAAACCAACAAAGUCACGCUAGAAACGUGUUAUUUAUUUUAUGCUAAUUCGAUAAGAUGAUGUUAUAAGUCGAAUAAUGGUUAUUUUGUGUUUCUUUUCUUUUCAAUCUUCAUUAAACGUUUUGUUAACGUAUCCACAUUUUACGAAUAUCACAUCCGAGUAAGACGAGUCAACUGUUUGUUUUUACUUUUCUACAACGAAAUAUUUUCCAAGCCCUUUUUCGAUGCAGUUUGGGGAGUUUAGAAAAGGAAAUAUUCCCUUCAUUGCGCGAUAUCAAUGCAUUCAAUAUGAAAAUAGCGCAUAAAUGAUUGCGUGCAGUGUGUUCGGUGAUGUGUCACAGCAAAAGAAAGAAGGUAGUAAACAGUACCGUACCUUUCCGUUUUUGUCGUUAGAGAAAGAGCAAAUAGAACGAAACAGAGCCAGAACCUUACGUAGCGUAUAUGUGAACAAUAGUCAGCAGAAAGAAAAGAAAAGCAAAACAUAGAAACAAACCAAUAAACUAAACAGACACAACAACAAAAAAAAACAAGCAAACAAAUAACAUAACGGUAAACAUGUAAUAAUAGUAAGCACGUUUUACACUGUAAAACGUAACACCACUACCACCACCAACUUGUCCUGGUAACUGUUUUUAGAUGUAUUUUUCGACUCUUCUAAAAAGGGGCAUCCGGUCGGUCUGGUAUCGAUUCGGGUGUACUGUAACCCCCACGUGUGUAAUGCGCUCCGCCAUUGUCCAUUUCGGUCCAAUUUGUAAUCUUGUCUUUUAGAGACCCUUUUCUAAGAGCAAGAAUAGUCUUUCCCUAUAACUGAACACAUCCAUUCGGUAAACCGAUAUAACCGUGUGUGGGUGUGUUUGUCAGCUCAACUCUAGGUGUGUGUGUGCGUGUAUUUAGGGUUCAGCAAAUUUUCUUAAACGAAGAAAACAGAAAUUAUUAAAUAAUGGUUGCAAAGGAAACACUAGCGCCAGCGAUGACGUCUGUUCCGGUUUGUAGUUUUGCGAUGCAAAAUGGUUACGAAUGGUAAACUAAAACAUAUUUUGCAAAAGAAAAGCAAAACAGGACAUUUCAACUAUACAGAACACUAGAGCAAAGCUGGAGGAAGGAAGCUAGUUUGAUUCAAUGUAGAGCGUAAUAGGAAAACAAAACAGAGCACAAUAUAAACAAAACAGUUACAUCUUUAAAGAAAUGAGAACAAAAACAAAACGUUAACAAAAGGGUGGUUAACAUUGGAACAGAUAAACCGUAGGUUUAUAACAGAUAAAAGAGCACAAUAGCAAGACACACAAAUACAAUACCAAUUCUCGAAUAGAUAUCCUUCCUCUGGCCCCUCCAAUAAACUCCUCAUAUACACACGUACACAACUAUCAGUAAACAAACAUUAUGUCAGAAUGGAAGAAAUAUGUUCCAUUACGCAUAAGACACGUAGUCUACCGUAGCAAGAACAAAGAGAAAAUAAAACAGGAAAAUAGGAUUAUAGUAAAUAAAACCAAAACGCAAGCAAAACAAACAAAACCGAAAAGUGAAUCAAAAUUUAAAGUUUCAUAAGUCAAACCAAAUGACUACGAUCAGUAAACAACAAAGAGCAAAAAUGGAACAGGAUUCAUAUGAACGUGAGUUAUCAAAACUGGGCAUGGAUGAAAACUCCACUUUUUCUAGUACCACUCUACACACACACACACGCGAGCGCACGCGCGCACUGAUUGCUACAUGAUUUAUUUUACCUUCCUAGGGAAAUAUUUGAAAAAAAUCCUGAAACACUUUUACUACGAUUUCUACUUCUACCUACAAAAGCGAACACAUUAAAAAAAACAUUGAUGGAUGUAAUUGUGCAAAAAAUAAAACAAUGAAGAAUGAAAUGAAAGAAGAAAAAACCACGGUCCAAAGUCCAUUAAACCAUGAGCAAAGAAAAUGUCUACGAAUAAUAAUAAAAAAGAAUCAAAUACACAUAAAACAACCAAACUUGUCUCAAAAGGAAAAGAAACAAUUGAUGGUGGGACAGAUUUGCUGUGAAUGAGAAAUGUUUAUAUCUGUUUUCAUUUCUUUCAUAUGCGGGUCCUACAGCACAAUUUAUUGACAUAGAGAUGGAUUUACUAUGUAGCUUUUGUGUGUUUUUUUUUGUUUCUUUUUGUUUUCUUUUCUAUUAGGCUGUUACGUUUUUCUUUUCUAUUAGGCUGUUAUCCUUUUCUUAUCUUUUUUUACUUCCAGCAUAAUUUCUUUCUAUUGCUUUUGUCCUUACUAACAGUGUUUUCGUUCUUACUAUUUAAAAACUUCCAAUAAUUAAUUUUGCUAUUUUCACUGUACCAAAAUCGAAUCCUUUCGUAUUUGUAUAGGCCAUUUAUUUUAAACCACCUUGUUAGUGUUUGCAUUUUUUCUAACGCAAGAAACUAUAAAACACCGACCACAGUGAAAUUUAAAAAGUAAACACACACUCACACUAUGGACCAAUUCUUCACUAUUCUAUACAACUCUACUACCGUACUGUACAUACAUACAUUGUAGCUCAAUUUACUCGUAAGCUCGAAACGCUAUUACUUCAACAGUAGUGGCCAGGUACAUGGUCACUGCAUCUAAACUAACGACUGAACUUUGAAAAAUUCUUAUAAAAAAAAAAACAAACAAACAAUGCAUCAUUCUGCAGUUUUUCUCCAUUUUAGUGAAAGUAAAUAGUUUGAUGUGUCUUCUUUUUCUUUCUGCUCCGCACACAAUGGAGAGAAACAAGACUCUCGUAAUGAAAAUCAAAACAUAUUAACAAUUGAUGAGCUAGUGUAGCACAAGAAAUGAUGAAUGGUAUAAAGAGGUAUACAUUAAAACCAAGUAUUUGGGUUUUAUUUUUAUCCCGUUGAUUUCUUUUCUUGAUUACUUGGCCCUUUUUGGUUUCCUGUGUGUUUUAUCCUUUCAAACUAUUUUGUUUUUGUAUGCCAGUUAGGUUACAUAAGGCUUAAUUUAAGGAAAAAAGCCGUGUAGCUCACAAAACUAUAUCGAAACUAUCAACUAGGAAUGAUCGAUUGCAUGGAUAAAUAAAGAAUAUCAGUGAAUCAGAAGGAAUGAAAUCGAAUACGAAACAUGUUUACGAUAAACACAAACAUAAACGAUAAAUAACUAAGAAACCAUUACCCGAAACGGAAUAACUUAGUAGAGUGUAAUCAAAUCGCAAAACUACUGUAGCAAAAUAUCCCCCAAUUAUGUGUUUUAUGUAAAUUUACAAAACAACUGGAAACGAAUUUCCCAAAGUGUAUGCAUUCGAAGCUAGCGCUAAGCAGGAUUAGUAUCGACAGAGUCGAUAAAAGUAAACCAAAACAGCUGCAAAACAGGAGUCACAUUUUGAAGAAUCGUCCGGAGAUGCGCAGAAAAUUAAACUGUGUUAACUUAGAUGUAUCGUAUGUCUUUCCACAUAACACGAUGGUGAAGGUUUAUGGGGGGGGGGGGGGGUGAUGAGUAGAAUAAGAAAGAAAAAGACACAUUUUUGGAAGACGUGUGAAAGGGGAACAUGACCGAAAGAAAAGUUAGAGGAUGGAAUUAGAAAUAUAAAGGACUGAAAAACAAAAGAAAAAGCAAACAAAAACACAUAUACACACAAACAAAGAAAUUAAGUAACAAACAAAAAAAUAUUUUCUUCAGUUGAAAACUGGUUUUCCUUUUUUUUAUGUCAAAUUCAUUUGCCUUCCGUUUUUGUGUUGCUAAUUACAAAGAAGGUCAACCAAACUCAAGCCAGCAGGACUGGCUUUAAUGAUAAUCGCCUAUGUGACGAUUGGCCUUUUUAAUGUUUUCUUUCUCAUUGUUUUUGUUAUAGCGUUUAUGAGACUACUUUUACUUUGUUUUAUUUUUAAAAAACGGGACAACACGAGCUCAAUAAUAGGGAAAUUAUGUGAAGCAGCAUACAGAACAACUUACCACUUUUCUGUCCAUCGUUAGGAGAAGACAAUGUUACUACAAUUAGGUGUUGCAGUCUAGAAAGGAUGAAUGGAUGAAAUUUCAAUGAAAUAGUCCUUUUUUGAUGAGGAAUUCACAAACCAAUAAACUCCUUCCCCAUUCUCUCAAAUCUGUCUCUGUGACUAAUCGAUGUCGGUGGUCCCAUUUUGCAUGCAAUGCCAGAUACAUGUUGUAGAACAUAAGUGUAGAAACCACACACGCACACGCACGGUGUACGGCGAAAGACAAGCGACAAAGGAGGUACAACGUGAAAAAAGACUUACCGCUUGAACAACUUAUGGGAAAAGUAGUAGACGGCAACGUAAAAGCAAGUGAAACAAUAUGAUAAGACAAGCGUUUCGAGCGAGAAACUAAACAACAGCAUGAGUUUAAAUAGAAAAAAACAACACGAAUGAAAACGAAAGUAAAUUAAAGUUGAAACUAGUGAAAGCAUGUAAAACAAAAUAUGACAAAUGUGUUUUUGAUGAGGAAUAAAUAUGUGUUGUCAUAAAACGAUAUGUCACCCAAGUGUGUGCGUGUGUGUGUGUGGGUCAAUGUGUGUUUAUCGAGCCCCCAUGAAAACAGGAUGAAAGGGAAAAUUGUUGAUGUCACCCGAAUUCAAUCACUAAUGAGAUUAAAAGAAAACAAAACAAAAACAAAUAAUGGAACAGAUAGCAGCUCGGACUGGUAAGAGGAUCAAACUGAAACAUAGUGGAAAAGAAAACAAGAAAGCAAACAUAAAAUGUGUAGAAGCGAACAAAGAGUUUAAAAAAAGCGAACAAAAAGCAACAAAAAAAACAGAAAACCCUAUAAAACUCGCGGGGCUUAAUGAGUAUCACACUAAACGAAAGAUAAGAGAUAAACAUCUUUCGUGACAUAAAAGUACUUCAGCAGUUUUUGGGGGGAAGAAAUAUAUAGGUAUAAAUCCAAGUAAAACAAAAACCCAACAUUAUAAAAAAAAACCAAAUCCGGAUGAGUGUUAUGCAAAAACCAAAACCCAAAAGAAGAGAAAAAAAGUGAAUCAAAUUCCGAACAAUUGGGAAUGAUGGGUCGGAUGCAAUAAAAGUAUGUCAUAAAAAACACUGAA